GAACCAGCUGAUUUGUGUCUGAUGCUGAUGUAAAUGUCAUAAUUUUGUGAAGGUUGUUGUUUGAUUAUUAUUUUAAAACCACUUAAUAUUAAAAAAUAUAAUUAGAUUUUACUUUAUAAAGCUUAUAUCGUUUUAUAGGGAUAUGUGAUUUGUUAAUAAAAGUAUUAUUUUUCGUUUAAAUUACUUGUAAAUGACACAAAAUGGAUUAUUUGAUAUAAAGAGAAAUGACGCAGUUUUAUAAUAAACCAAUUUUUUGUUAACAAUUUCAAGGAUAUAGUUAAUUAUUUUUAAUUGCAAUAAUGUCGGAUUCACCUACAAAUUCCAGUACUGAAUUAUACAUAGGUCCUGCUAAGGUCUUACCUAGACACAUUAACGAUCCAACAAUCUUAGAUAGCGUUGCGGGUUUUAUAAAUGAAGUGGUUCCGACAUCUCACACUGGAUCUCAUGAUAUUAAAGAUCAAAUACAAUGGGCCAAAUUUGAAAAUAUAGAAAGCGAAAAUCCCGCAGUUUUUCAAGUCGGUACUUAUAUUAGUACUGUACCAUCAACUCUGAUUUUAAUAUUAGGAUAUACAACUGGAAUACAGGUUUGGGCGGUUCCGGCGAAUGGGGAAGCAACUGAAAUUUUAUCUUGGAGACACGGUUUCGUAAAAGCUAUAAAAUUUUUGCCCGUGCCGUAUAUAGUAGGUAAUUCAACCAAAAAGGAUUUGUUUGAGUCGAAAAGACCUCUGCUAGCUGUCUGUGAUAGUUCAUCAGCCGGACCUCAAUUUAGUUCUUUAAAUUUCGUUUCACUGUUGACGGGUGAACAGGUUAAGGUUAUAAAAUUCAAAAAUCCAGUGAUAGACGUCUUGGCGAAUAAACAAUUUAUUGUCGUCAGUUUUCAAGAAAAGAUAGCCGUGUUCGAUGCUUUCACUCUUGAAGAUCACACGACGGUUACAACUUGCUAUUUGAGUCCCGGUGUCAACCCCAAUCCCAUAUCACUAGGUACGAAUUGGUUAGCGUACGCUGAGAAAAAAUUGAAUCUAUCGAAAAAGAGUUGUGGGGGAAUGCAUGGAGAAGGUGUACAGAGUUACACAGCGACUGUAAUUCAUGCUGCGAAAUCUUUGGGCAGGGGUCUUCGGGAAUUGGGAGAAAGCGUCGCUAGCAGUUUAACGGGAACGAAUACUUAUAAACCGGGUACUUCCCCGAACAGUCCUCAAGCCGGAGGACAAUUAGACGUUCCGCACAAAGGAAUAGUCACCGUACUCGAUAUAUCGAGCCCGAAUUUGCAUUCGAUGGAAAGAUGUUUCGCUUCGGGGGAUCCGGUUGUGGCGCAUUUCGCCGCACAUACCGAAGCCGUUGUGGCGCUGCAGUUCGACCCGAGCGGCAUGCUUCUUCUAACCGCCGAUAAAAGGGGACACGAUUUUCAUUUGUUCAGAAUUCACCCCCAUCCCGGUAGCUCCGUUUUGGGGUCCGUACACCACUUGUACAUUUUGCAUAGGGGCGAUACUUCGGCUCGGGUGCAGGACGUGGCUUUUACGCACGAUUCGAGAUGGGUUUGUGUUAGUACGCUUAGAGGUACUACGCAUGUUUUUCCAGUAACGCCGUAUGGGGGUAAUGUGGGUAUGAGGACGCACGCCACCAUGCACGUCGUUAAUAAGAUGUCGAGGUUUCAUAGGUCUGCAGGUCUAUCUGUAGACGGAAGAUCAAACAGCCCCAUAUCAAUGGCGGAAUCGCCGAGUAAUUCACGUUACCCGCAUUACAACCCAAGAUUUCCACCAUAUCCUCACCCUACCGUCGUCAACCCCCUAGCCCAAAUCAGACCGCCGGCCAUUCUCCAAAACGCCGUUAAUACUCCCUCAAGAACCCAAACCGGUCGUCAAAGGAUACCGUCUUCAUCCGAGGAAACCGUAUCGUUGAGGAUAGUGAGUUGUUUCGGCGCGCCAAGGGCUCUACUAGACGUCAAUCGCGACAACGCCCUAAUAAGAAACCCCAAACCGGUCGAUUCCCUCUUCAUAAUGUCCUGUCACGGUAUCCUCGUUCAAUACGAUCUCGAUCCGCACCAACAAUCCAACAUACCGAAGGAGAGGGUUUCCAGCGACACCCCCAUCGAGCUCAGAGUCGCCGCCAAAGCGCAGUGGUUGUUACAAAGGAAAAACAACGGGGUGGAAUUGGUACCGCCGAUGACGAAGGACAAUCUGGCUUAUAUAAAAACGGAGGAGAAACGUUGGAAGAAAAAUCAUCAGCCCGAUUGUAACGACGAACAAUGGCUGUCGCAAGUGGAGAUAAUGACGCACGCCGGACCGCACAGGAGACUUUGGAUGGGGCCUCAAUUUACGUUCAAGACCUACAAAACCAUCGCCGGAUCUCCUUUAUCGGUGGGGGAAUCCCAACCGAUCGAUGUGCGUUACACUAAACCGAUAAAUAUGCCGAUCACAAACGCCAAUCACGUUCUGAUCGAAUCCGGUUCGGCGUCCAGUUCCGAACAACAGUUGUUGGAGAAUUAUCAGAAGAGUUUGGAGGAAGGGGGCGGUAUCGGGGAGUUGAGGUUGAAGGAAGAUUUGGCGGACGCCAUGUUAGAAUCGCCCGGUAUUCGAGAUAUCGGUGGACGGUGCGUUAUUGUUCAAAUGAAACCAGCAGUCGCGAAGGUUGUGAAUCCGCUGGGCACCGUCGUUAACGUUCAAUCCGGCGACGAGCCCGUGGUAGAGGUAUUCGAAGAAACAAUUCACGAAAAUUGCGACGAAACGUUGUUCAGACCGAUUGUCGCGCCCAAAAUCAUACCCAAUAAAAAUAAAGUGUAUUACGAUGAAAAUAUUCUGACGAAAAGCUUGGAUUCCACGACCGAAGUAGCUGUUAAUAUUUUGAGAAAAUCUACGGACGGACAAACUCGAAAUGAGGAUUCGAAAAAUUCGAAAAACGAAACGGUAGCCGGCGGAAAAGUCGAACCGAUCUUUGAUCUAUCGGACCAUCGACCCCGAACAAAUUUAGAUGAAAUCGAAUAUAUAGAAAGGACCUUCGUGGAUUAUCCGUUGGAAAACGACGAUUUUUUCUCGUUGGAAAACUUGAAAGUCGAUCAUUUCCAAGAGGCCACCGAACCACCGCACUCGAACGAAAAUAAAAAACCGAAAAUGAACAGGAACAAUUUGGAAAACUUGUCGGAAAAUAAUUCGUCCGAAGAAAACGUCAUCGAGGAAAAAGUCGUCGCGAAACGCAACAGAAAACCCAAAACCAAAUUGGGCGUGAAAAUAGCGAGCGUCGUCAACAACGAAAAUACGAAUCCGGACAAAGUGACCGAUCCCCCCGCCGGAAUAACACUUCCGGCGCCGCCGAAAAAAUCCUGGAGCAGCAUCGCCGUUUCUAAACCGAAAACGAUAAUCGAUUGCCGCGACAUCGAUUCACAGAAAAUCGUUUUUGGGGUCGAGGAACAAUUUACGGUACAACUACCUAAAAAGACGCCUCCGAACAUAUCAGAUUUUAUCGAUAUAAACGUCAGCGAAGAUGAAAAAAUCGACACCGAUACGGACAAAGACAUUUUUUCGUUACCGGACGACGCGUUCUUAUCGACGUCCCACAAAUGUUCCGACGAAGAAAAGUGCGAUUUGAGUAGUUCGCCCGCGGAGGCUACCGAAAGCGACGAUUCGGGAAAAUUACCGAGCACCGCUUUCAUAGAGACUAAGAUAACGAGUACAUCGAAGAAUUCCAAAAAGAAAAAGAAGAAAAAGUAAAGUUAGCGGGGUCGCGGAAAGCUUUUGGCGGUGCGGUACGGGCGAACGUAAGGGAAUAAACAAUUUUUAAUAAUUGUUCAUCCCUGUAUAGAAAAAAUGUAAAUUAUUUUGAUAGUACUCAUAAGUACUAUAUUUGUAUCAUAUUUAACGGUGUUAAGGCUCUGCUGGACAUCCUGAGUACGGUUUCGAACCACGUGGUAAUGAUACAUCCGGUAUAUCACGACGACAUUAACUUUUUUUUUACCGCAUUUUUAGAAUCUCCAAUUAAUUCUUAUAUAACUUUUUUAUAUCUAAAAAAAAUCUUGUAGUCGAAUGUCUAAACAGUGUUGCCAAGUAGAUGAAUUUAAUAGUCGCGCGUAUGAUAAAAAUUUCCAAUUCCAUAGUCGUCUUAAUUAUUCAAAUGCCGACCCUGUUCCUUGCUCCGACAACAACAUCGUCAGCAAAUACUAACGAACAUUUGAGGGGAUUCAGCACAGUGUUGCCAAUAACACAGAGUUUUCGCUGCUUUUCGGACACGAAUUUUUACAACACAAAUCGAUUUAAAAAAAUUUUGAUUAAUUUUUUUUUUCUAAAUAAAUAACCGGUUCAAAUGAAAAUAAUUCAGUUUCUACAACAUUUGUAGGCCAGUAUUUUUAAAUUCUUCCGCCACAUUUAUCUGUCACUGACGUUUAUUCUUUUCUAAUUUUUGAUAAUUUCUAAAGUUGUCUCAUUUAUUCUAAUGCCGACCCUGUUCCUUGCGCCGACAACAACAAUUCAGUCAUCGUGAUUCCUAACGAACAUUUGAGGGGAUUCGGCACAGUGUUGCCAAUAACACAGAGUUUUCGCUGCUUUUCGGACACGAAUUUUUACAACACAAAUCGAUUUAAAAAAAAUUUUUUUUCUAAAUAAAUAACCGGUUCAAAUGAAAAUAAUUAGUUUCUACAACAUUUGUAGGCCAGUAUUUUUAAAUUCUUCCGCCACAUUUAUCUGUCACUGACGUUUAUUCUUUUCUAAUUUUUGAUAAUUUCUAAAGUUGUCUCAUUUAUUCUAAUGCCGACCCUGUUCCUUGCGCCGACAACAACAAUUCAGUCAUCGUGAUUCCUAACGAACAUUUGAGGGGAUUCGGCACAGUGUUGCCAAUAACACAGAGUUUUCACUGCUUUCCGGACACGAAUUUUUACAACACAAAUCGAUUUAAAAAAAUUUUGAUUAAUUUUUUUUUUUCUAAAUAAAUAACCGGUUCAAAUGAAAAUAAUUCAGUUUCUACAACAUUUGUAGGCCAGUAUUUUUAAAUUCUUCCGCCACAUUUAUCUGUCACUGACGUUUAUUCUUUUCUAAUUUUUGAUAAUUUCUAAAGUUGUCUCAUUUAUUCUAAUGCCGACCCUGUUCCUUGCGCCGACAACAACAAUUCAGUCAUCGUGAUUCCUAACGAACAUUUGAGGGGAUUCGGCACAGUGUUGCCAAUAACACAGAGUUUUCGCUGCUUUUCGGACACGAAUUUUUACAACACAAAUCGAUUUAAAAAAAUUUUGAAUAAUUUUUUUUUCUAAAUAAAUAACCGGUUCAAAUGAAAAUAAUUCAGUUUCUACAACAUUUGUAGGCCAGUAUUUUUAAAUUCUUCCGCCACAUUUAUCUGUCACUGACGUUUAUUCUUUUCUAAUUUUUGAUAAUUUCUAAAGUUGUCUCAAUUAUUCUAAUGCCGACCCUGUUCCUUGCGCCGACAACAACAAUUCAGUCAUCGUGAUUCCUAACGAACAUUUGAGGGGAUUCGGCACAGUGUUGCCAAUAACACAGAGUUUUCACUGCUUUCCGGACACGAAUUUUUACAACACAAAUCGAUUUAAAAAAAUUUUGAAUAAUUUUUUUUUCUAAAUAAAUAACCGGUUCAAAUGAAAAUAAUUCAGUUUCUACAACAUUUGUAGGCCAGUAUUUUUAAAUUCUUCCGCCACAUUUAUCUGUCACUGACGUUUAUUCUUUUCUAAUUUUUGAUAAUUUCUAAAGUUGUCUCAUUUAUUCUAAUGCCGACCCUGUUCCUUGCGCCGACAACAACAAUUCAGUCAUCGUGAUUCCUAACGAACAUUUGAGGGGAUUCGGCACAGUGUUGCCAAUAACACAGAGUUUUCGCUGCUUUUCAGACACGAAUUUUUACAACACAAAUCGAUUUAAAAAAAAUUUUUUUUCUAAAUAAAUAACCGGUUCAAAUGAAAAUAAUUCAGUUUCUACAACAUUUGUAGGCCAGUAUUUUUAAAUUCUUCCGCCACAUUUAUCUGUCACUGACGUUUAUUCUUUUCUAAUUUUUGAUAAUUUCUAAAGUUGUCUCAAUUAUUCUAAUGCCGAACCUGUUCCUUGCGCCGACAACAACAAUUCAGUCAUCGUGAUUCCUAACGAACAUUUGAGGGGAUUCGGCACAGUGUUGCCAAUAACACAGAGUUUUCACUGCUUUCCGGACACGAAUUUUUACAACAUAAAUCGAUUUAAAAAAAUUUUGAAUAAUUUUUUUUUCUAAAUAAAUAACCGGUUCAAAUGAAAAUAAUUCAGUUUCUACAACAUUUGUAGGCCAGUAUUUUUAAAUUCUUCCGCCACAUUUAUCUGUCACUGACGUUUAUUCUUUUCUAAUUUUUGAUAAUUUCUAAAGUUGUCUCAUUUAUUCUAAUGCCGACCCUGUUCCUUGCGCCGACAACAACAAUUCAGUCAUCGUGAUUCCUAACGAACAUUUGAGGGGAUUCGGCACAGUGUUGCCAAUAACACAGAGUUUUCACUGCUUUUCGGACACGAAUUUUUACAACACAAAUCGAUUUAAAAAAAUUUUGAAUAAUUUUUUUUUCUAAAUAAAUAACCGGUUCAAAUGAAAAUAAUUCAGUUUCUACAACAUUUGUAGGCCAGUAUUUUUAAAUUCUUCCGCCACAUUUAUCUGUCACUGACGUUUAUUCUUUUCUAAUUUUUGAUAAUUUCUAAAGUUGUCUCAUUUAUUCAAAUGCCGACCCUGUCCCUUGCUCCGACAACAUCGUCAGCACCACGAAUACUAACGAACAUUUGAGGGAAUUCGGCACAGUGUUGCCAAUAAGACAGAGUUUUCACUGCUUUCUGGACACGAAUUUUUACAAUAAAAAUUGGGUUUUCAGAAAAAAAUCUACAUAACAAUUUUCCCGCCUGGAAACUAUUUUGUUAGGUAGAUAAAAAUGGGAGGGGGCAUGUUUUAUAGGGUUUCAUCGAAAAAAACACGAUUUUGUAUGGAAGUUGAAAGGGUGUGAAUCUUGGUAAUAAUUACAAAAUUAUUUAAUUCCUCCCUGCCUUAUCUUCUAUCGUCGAUUUCACUUUAUGAUUCGAAUUUAAUCUAAGUCUAUAACUGAAAAUCGUUUUUCAAUAAAAACCGAUAAAAUAUGUUUUCCCCCCCCCCCCUUUAAUUACCUAAUUCUACCUAACAAAAUUGUUGCCAGGUGGGAAAAAUUUUUUGAAGAGAUUUUUUUCUGGAGCCCCAAUAAUUUCCAAAAAUGAGUAUACCACGUUUUUUUUUUCAAAUCGGAAAUCCAAAUACGAUAAGAAAAAAAUUCGAUUUCCUAAUAGCAUAAUACUUCGUAAAAUUUUUCAUAAUACGUACGGCUAUUAAAUUCGUCUAUUUGGCAACACUGUUUAGAUUUUCGACUACAAGACGCUCGCCAUUAUUAUUUCGUGUUAUUUAAAUUCUUAUUAAUAUUCAUUUAACUUAACAAAACGGUUUUCAGGUGAGGAAAAAUAUCUUGAAGCGUUUAUUUUUUCUGAAUUCUAAAUAAUUAACUUUUUUUGUUAGUCAAACCUUGACUCAUAUUUUGUGAUAUAAUCCGUGGACAUAUAUUUAGUCCGAAAAGCAGUGAAAACGCUGUGUUAUUGGCAACACUGUGCCAAAUCCUCUCAAAUGUUCCUUUAGAUCUGUGAUGCUGGCGAUGACUGAAUUGUUGCGGCGUAAGCAACAGGGUCGGCAUUUGAAUUUGGGAAAAUUAUAAUUAUGGUUUUUUCAUUUAUUUUAAUUCCAACAGUUUAUUUUCAAAAACAAGUCAAGUCGAAGGUAGUAUCAGAAUUUACUUGAUCUAUGCUUGAAAUUAUUAUACAGGGUGCUCAGAAUAUAUCGACGAAUUUUUUUUUUUCGAUUCACAUUCUUCAAAUGUCUGCCGAAAUUUUUUUUAACAUUAUAAUACGGGGUUUUCCUGGAAAAUUACGCGUUUUAAAUAAAAUUCUCUCAAUAAAUAAAUCAAAUUCUCCAUAAACAAUAUUUGAUGAUCAGCUGUUGUAUUGUGAAUUCUUUCAAAAAUUUGGGAAACUUUUGAUUUUAUUUCAACAAAUUUUGGUAAUUUUUUUCCCGGCAUUCUUUCUCUUCAUAAAAUUGAGUUUUUUAUGAAAAUUUUCCAAUAAAAAACCCUUUAGAGUCAAAUGUUUUAUAGAUUUUAAAAAUGCAAUAAAAAUAGGGCGUUUUUGUGAUAUACCCGGUAUUUUUUUAAACGUAUAUUCAAGUUUAACUCAUAAAAAUAUUUUCAUAGAAAUAUUGUUAACGUAUAUGGUAAGGGUAAAUUUAAUUUGACUUAAUUUUGACAGAUUUUAAAAUUUAUUCGUUCUUUUUCAAAAAAUAAUUUUUUUCCGUAAAUAUCACUUUGAUUUUUAAUCUCUUUUGUAUAUAUAUGUUUCUUAUUUCAUCUCUAUUUCCCAUUUUUAACAAUCUCCUGCUUCUUCUAUUAUUUAUCGUUCAUUCGGUGAUUUUUACAUCCACGUGUGACAUUUUUUUCAGUCCCAUGACUUGUUGAUCUAUUUACCAAAUAUUAGGAUGUUUGUCCUACAUAAACGGUACCAAACUUAUGACAUACAACCUUAUAUAUAAUAUUUUUUGAUGCUACCGUUUUAAAACCGAAAUUAAAUAUAUUCAAAUGACAAUAACUAUUAAAAACAGGCACAUAAUAAAAUUUAUUAAUGAUAAUUUUUUUUAUUUCUAAGUUUUUAACUUGUUCUUGUAUAUGUAAACCUUUUUAUUAGUAUACGCACAAUAAAUAAGUAAGGUUAUGAUUUCUAUAAUUACAAAAAUGAACUAAAAAAAAAAGAAUAAAAUCUAGAUACAAAAAUUUAAAAAAUGAUUAAUUUAAUAUAAUUUUACUUAUAUCUAGUUAAAUUUUAUUAAACUUGAAUAUACUUUUAUAUAUUUAUUUUUUUUUCCAAUUAAAUUUAAUAAUUCAAAAUUAUUUCAGCUUCGAAAUGAUUACGGAUUAAAUAUAUUUUUCUAUUUUAAUUUAUAAGAUAUUGUAUAUCGCUAACAACAUACAAGUUUUGUUAGCAACUUGUGAUUUAUUAUAUACAGGGUGUACGUGUACAAUUUCGUUCGGUAUAUACAUCCCAAGAUUAUAACAUUUUACAUAAUCAAGAUCCAAUUAAUUCACUGUUUAUAUGAGUAUAUUAGACACCUUCGAUUUAAAAAGCACAAAAAUAAUCAAGUAGUUACCAAUUUUUUGUUCUAUUAUUAAAUAAUCGUGAUUCCAAAGUUUUGACCGCUACUGUAUAACAAUAAAAUCGAACGAAGGUUACUCUUCUUUUCCUUGUAACUUAGCUAGAUAUUUACGAAGUUUCUGACUAUGCAACCAUCGUACGAUAAGAAGAAGAUUGACAGAUGACAAUUAGAUAAACGUCUAAUUCGAUUAAUUUAACUAAUAGUUGCCACAACUACACUUAAAUAAAAAUAGAAAUCUAGUACACCCUGUGUUUUUAGUAUAAUACAGCUGCACGUGUUUAAAUAUAAUUGUUUAUUAUCAUUUGUGUGAAAUUGAUAUAUUAAUAUAAUAACAUGAACAUUCAUCCUGUGGUAGUAUUAUUUUAAAUUAGGACCUCCCAAGAUAUUAUAAACAUCAUUGCUGGAAUUAAUCCUUGCGUAUUGUAUACUUUAGAAAAAUAUAAUCGAAUCCUUUUUAAAAUAAUUGUGCUCUGCAGCUUUGAUGUAUGUUAGCUUAAGAUAUUUAUAAUGAGACCUCAAACUCGAGUGAUUUUAAUAAUUUUAAUAGAGCAGCUAAGUCAAAAGGAAAUACGCAGUUUCAUUUGGAAAUUUUGAAUUAAGAAUCGGGAAAAACAAAAAGUAUUACUAGAAAACGAGUUUCUUACCUUCUAUGAUCGCGAAAAUAUCCGACAAGAACAAUCAUUUGUAAUUUUAAAUACAUUAACACAUUAUUAACCAUUCAUACAUUGAUACAUAACUGAUAUUUUUAUAAUUUAUAAACACUAUAAGUAUUUUUAACAUAAAUCUUGGUACAUCUAAAGAACUAACAUAACCUAACACUUUAGUUAUUUAUGGCGCAAAAUCAUUAGCGGAAUUAUUUGGCAACGUUGGUUGGUAUGAGCGAGUUAGCUUCGUGUUAACGUCGAAAAAUAAGUGAAAACUGAAAACAUCAACUCCGUGCUAUAUAUUAGGAUAAUUUUAAUAGUCCAGUAAAAUUAUACGUUUAAUUUUUUGUAACUUUUUACUUAAACUUUUUUUAUAUGCUUUCGUGGCGUGGAUAUAAAAUCAAGAUACAUAAUCAAGAAAUUAUGAAAUAUACAUAUUUUUUGUAAUUAAAGAAAAUAAUGAAUAUUUGAUAAAAUAAAAAAUUUCAUUAAUAAGGUAUUUACCAUAAAAAUGUCAUUAUUAGCAACCUUAAUUGUUCAAUUGUUCAACAUUUUUUUCACCUCAUUUUCUGAAUAUAUGUAAUAAUUUCUAAUUUUAUAAUUAAUUUUUUAUUCCUCGAGUCAUCAAAAUUAAUAAAAUACUUUUCAAGCUGAAAUUUGAAAAUUAAGUAAAUUAUUCAAUUAAAUUAAUCACCUUGUAUAUAAAAAUCUUGAAAGUAUAAAAAAUCGGAAGAAAUUAAACUCGCUAAUUAAAAAUGUACUAGUAGUACAUAAUUUGACUGUACUAUAACUCUAAUUCCUGCACGCGCUCCAAAUCAUCACUCAUACAAAUCAGUGUUGCCAGAAUGUGUCAACCUUCCUGUAAUUGAUUGACAAACAUCUUUCACAAUAAGUUGACUUCGAAUUAUAAUAUGAACGAAAUUUUUCAAAUAGCAAAACUAGAAAAAUCUUAAUCUUUCCACUAUCAAUAAUAGGGUUUCGCAUUUUGUUUUAUGCAUAUGUAAAUAAAUUAAUUAUGAUAAUAUUGAAAUGAAUGGUGUGUUUGCUUAACUAUCUUUCAAAUUGUGAUAAAAACCUGGCAACACUGUUGCAAAUCGAAUGCCAAUGUUUUUAAAAAGUUGAUAGAAGACUGUAGAAAUUUGUACUUUACGAUUCAUAGUCGUAAGAAAAUCGAAUGUAUGCUUUAUUAAAACAAAUUGAAAAAGGUAAUAUCCAAGAUUGGAAAAAUGUGAGAAAAUAAAAAUGUUGUGAAAACAGAAUUUGAUUUUAAUCCUCUAGCGUAUUAAGGGAAAUAUCAAAGAAAGUAUAGGAUGUUUUCAAUCCCCGUUAAAACUCGUGGAUAUUUAUGUUUGAUGAUGUUAGUGAAGUUGUUAUUAUAAUCAUGGAUAAAGUUUUCACUCGAAUGUAUCGGGAAACAUUUUCGCAAACGUACUUAUG
Messenger RNA from Diorhabda sublineata, 11225 nucleotides. Its product is annotated as breast carcinoma-amplified sequence 3 homolog. Gene Ontology annotation, cellular component: cytoplasm. The record is from RefSeq and is a predicted model, not a curated record. Gene Ontology annotation, biological process: response to starvation; autophagy. The transcript has 9 exons. Lineage: Eukaryota; Metazoa; Arthropoda; Insecta; Coleoptera; Chrysomelidae. Bases 300 to 3701 code for a protein of 1133 amino acids. Gene Ontology annotation, molecular function: protein binding.